UGCUCUUUUCCAUCAGUGCUUGAGAGAAGCUGAGCUCUCUCAAUCAUUCAUCGUCCAAACCUGCAGGAAACACACGCACCGGUUCACCUGCCGCUGACACCAGAGUAAACAUGUUCUUCAGACGGGCAUGGCAGAGAGUCGGGCCGCUGGCACGGAGGGUUUUCAGACCGGUGUCCAGGGACGCUGUCCCAGUGCGACACAUGGCCUUUGGAGGGUUUCCCGGAGGCUCCACCAACAUGACAUACUUUGUUUUGUGCGGAGGAGGCCUCACUGCUGCUGUCGUCUAUGCCUACAAGACGGUCAAUGGUGAUACUGAGCGCUAUGAGGAGCGGCUCGCCAGCAUGGGCUCCACAGAAACAGCCAAGGCCGCACCAGAGGCAGCAGCUCCUGCAGCUGAGCCCAUCGCAAAGGAGUUGGAAGCACCUGCCGCCGAGGCAGCCAUCGAGUCGGUCUCUGCUCCUGCAGAACCAGUAGCAGAGACGUCCGCCGAGCCUGUUGUUGAAGCCUCGCCUGAAGAAGAAUCAGCCGGUGCGGCCUCUGAAUCGAUUGUCACUGAAGCUGCAGCAGAGCCGGCCGUCACGGACGAUGCUGCUCCUCCUGCGGCGCUAGAGGAGCUUCCUGAAGCUGCUGUGGAAGUCGCCGCCACAGUGGAGACGCUCGCGGAGGCCCCUGCAGCAGAGAGCGCUGAGCCCAUGCCAGAUCUGCUGACAGCCGUGAAGAUCUUGGCCAACUCCACAGUUGAGAUUGCAGCGGCUUCCGUUGGUGAGACAGAUCUGGUGAAAGCUGUCCUUGAAAUUGAAGCAGACGGAAAAGGACCGGACUCCACACAGGAGGUGUCUGAACCAGAGGCCCUGGAGGCGGCGACAGAGUCAGAAGCUAAGGAAGCGCCUGAAGAUGCCCCUGUAGCAGAGAUCGAGGAGGAGCUGAGGUCUGCUGAGCCAGAGGAAGAGGCUGGAGCAGAAGAUGGACAGGCUCCGGCUGUUGAAGAAGCGAUGGCAGAGGAGACACCUGCUUCUGCUGAGGCAGAGGAGGAAGAGAAGGCCUCUUCAGCCCCGACAUUAGAGGAGGUGGAAGAUCAGGCCUCGCACCCUGAAACUGCUUCUGAGGAGGGUGUCUCCUGCGCUGAAGAUGCUGUUCCUGCUGAGGAAGCUACACCUGCUGCAGAAGCCACUCUGUCAGAUGAGAUGGCAGCAGCAGAGGAGGCAGCAGCCAAAGCUGCAACAGAGGGGACAGUUGGAGCAGCUGUUGAUACCGAUCAGCUGGCAGCAGCCUCCACCGGGUCGGACCUAGAGGCCCUCUCAGCUGCAGUUUCAGAAGCUACUUUGGAGGCUCCAGUGCAGGAGGCUAAACACUGCCACUCCUGUCACUCUGCCCCAUCAUCAGGAGAGGAGGUGGCGCCACCUGCUGCCUUGGGAGAGGAGCUGGUCACUGAGGAAGCAGUGGAUAUUGCACACGAAACCAAAGAAGAGGUUUCACAGAUGGAAGGACAAACCAUUGAGUCUGUGGUGGUGGUGACGGUCUAGACAUGACUCAACAGACAGUGUGCCUUCCACAACAGCCGCCUAUCGUUCAGUCAAACCAGGAUGACUGAUGGAAGAUAGACUUGACCAAUGUGUAAUUUCUGAAAUACAGUAUGUUUCUUGGCUGUGCAAUCUGUACUAGCGUGUGUGGAAUGAUUCUCAGUAUGUCCACUAGAUGUCUCUGUUGCACACACUCUUUAAUGAUAAGUCUAUUUAAAGGCAUUGCGGUAGGUAUGGCAAAUGUUUCUGUAAUACUGUGAUAGACUGCACUUUAUACCAAGAUAUCAAUCGGGGGCUCACCUCCUAUAUUUGUCAUUUACCUGUUCAUAUCAGCUGACACAACAGUCUAUAGGAUUUGCAUUUAUGUCUCAUAAUACAAAUCCAAGUGCAAAAGUAUUGAAAGUGAUGAAUUCCUAGAGAAAAAAGAAACGUGAUGAAAUUGAAUUUGGUGCGUGCACAUUUUCUAUUUUUCUAGUGUUGUUGCUGAAUAUAUUUUACCCUCUGCAAGAACAUUUUAAUUUAAUCUUAAACAAUUCUGUCUGUGAAGGUACCAGUCUUCCGGGUCAGGGUAAUCCAAAAGGCAUUUAAAAACAAGCAAAUGGUAGAGUCCAGCUGUAAAUAACUAUUUUUUUUUAAAUUCCUUUUGAAUAUUAUUGAUUCCAUUACAUCAUUUAACAUUGACAAUUAUAUUAAAUAUUAAUGCUACAUCAGGGCAGAAUUUUGCAAGCAUAAAAAGGCUCCACUGUGAUUUGCAGAAAAAAAAAAGAUAUCAAAGUGUUGAAUUUGAAUGUUGGUAGGAACCAAGAAUUAAUAAAAUGAAAAGAAACGAAAUAAUAAAAACAAAUAUAUAUUUGUGUGUCUAUACAUUUGCAUGUGUGAUAUUAGUGAUUUUAGUACUAUGCAAAAGUCAUCUGUGUUGUCAUGAUAAUGUCCUCGCGUUUCAAAUAAAGUGAU
Messenger RNA from Mugil cephalus (flathead mullet), 2474 nucleotides. RefSeq names its product fibrous sheath CABYR-binding protein-like. Lineage: Eukaryota; Metazoa; Chordata; Actinopteri; Mugiliformes; Mugilidae. The record is from RefSeq and is a predicted model, not a curated record. Gene Ontology annotation, biological process: anterograde axonal transport. Bases 111 to 1523 code for a protein of 470 amino acids. The transcript is spliced from 6 exons. Gene Ontology annotation, cellular component: mitochondrion.